UUGUUGUCGGCUUACUUGUCAUCUUUGUCGAUGUGGCAUGAAUGACUUGUACAAAUCUCCCAACGGGUCCCAACAGUUUACCAACAAAUGGGCCAUGCACUCAAGUGUUUUCUUUUUAUGUUUUCCCUGGUUCUUCUGGCUUGCAGGCGAGAGGGCAGCACUCAUGAUGAUACUCAGGAGGAUGUAAUAACGACGGCCGUUCGGCCAUUACACUCCUUAUACGGCGUUUGGAGGCAAGAUGUAGGAGUUGUCGAGUGUCUUUUUCAAAACAAAAAAUUUCUUUCUCCUCCGAUUCAACAUUGCUUUUGUUCCCUCCAGGCUCAACGAGGUUGACUGUCAGCCGCCUCUGAAUCGCGAUGGACUUGUGGGCGGCAGCUCCAUAAAGCAAACCACUCAAAAAAGGUGCGAUAC
This is a messenger RNA of Fusarium oxysporum Fo47, 411 nucleotides long. RefSeq lists its product as uncharacterized. The record is from RefSeq and is a predicted model, not a curated record. NCBI's taxonomy places the organism in Eukaryota, Fungi, Ascomycota, Sordariomycetes, Hypocreales, Nectriaceae. Bases 88 to 333 code for a protein of 81 amino acids. The transcript has a single exon.